AUGGAGAAGGCUCUCAAACAUUGCAGGGGCAUCUACGGCAAUCAAACGAACGAAAGCUACACUUUCCUUCGGGCGUGGAACGAUUUGAAGCGGUCGGGAAGCUAUAUCUCUCUACCGAGACAGGCGAACUACUUCUGUGGUGCGCGACUCCAUCACUGGAAUUUUGUGGUUGGGAAAGUGGAGAUCGGAAGUGGGAGUCAUGAAGAGAAGCGAGAGGCUUUCCGCUUGGCUACGGUGAGUGCACUACAUUUUCUACUGAAUGCAGGCCGAGGAACCCGGCGUCCUCGUCGUCCAAGUGAAGUCAAGCGUGAGCGAAGCUCCGAGGCAACUCAAGUC
Phytophthora sojae is the source of this 336-nucleotide messenger RNA. RefSeq lists its product as hypothetical. NCBI's taxonomy places the organism in Eukaryota, Oomycota, Peronosporomycetes, Peronosporales, Peronosporaceae. The annotation marks the transcript as partial. The record is from RefSeq and is a predicted model, not a curated record. The transcript has a single exon.